GUAUAUGUAUAAUUGUAUAUAUUGAGGUUCAAUGCAUUAAGAAACAAAGUAACAACGUCAGUAGUAGUGAAAACUGUGUGGUUUGAAGUGGAGAGGAGGGCAUGGCGAAUCUGCAGAUUGUUCCGGCGGGGACUAUAGCUAAUAAUGUGGAAGCACAGUUUGUGGAAAUGAUGGUUCCUUUGUAUUCUCAUGGAUGUGAGAGGAAGAUCAAGAAAGCCUUAUCUCAUUUGAAAGGAAUAUACUCGGUGAAUGUAGAUUUUAAUCAGCAGAAAGUGACAGUGUGGGGAAUAUGUAACAAGAGCGAUGUGUUGUCCACCGUUAGGAGCAAGAGAAAAGAUGCUCGCUUUUGGAAUCCCAAAGACAACGCCACGGCCGCUGUAGAAGGAGGAGGAAGAACGGAAGAGCAAUCCCAAACACCACCGAAUCAAAGACGUCUCUCCGCCCCACCUUUGGCACUUCUCCGGGUUCGAUCCCUUAGCUGGAAAUUGACUCUCAAGAAGGCGUUCACCCGAACAUACUCAUUCUAAAGUCACAUACCUUCAACUAUCUCUCGACCUUAAGCUUAAACGAUCCAUCCAAAUCAUUUUUAUUUGAGUUAAUGCAUUCUGAUCACUCUUAAACACGUACUUCGCUAGUCCUCUCACCGAUCAAGCGAGUUUGUGUAAAUUUUUUAUAAUAAUGAAUAAUAUUUGAUCGAGUUAUUUCAA
This is a messenger RNA of Ipomoea triloba (trilobed morning glory), 707 nucleotides long. Its product is annotated as heavy metal-associated isoprenylated plant protein 28. Bases 102 to 527 code for a protein of 141 amino acids. The transcript is spliced from 2 exons. Lineage: Eukaryota; Viridiplantae; Streptophyta; Magnoliopsida; Solanales; Convolvulaceae. The record is from RefSeq and is a predicted model, not a curated record. Gene Ontology annotation, molecular function: metal ion binding.